AUGGCAGGAAUUGACAAGAUUGUCAUCCCGCAACUUGGAGGUGAGAAUUGGUCGGUAUGGAGGGCCAAGUUCCGAGCCCUUCUUGAGUACAAAGGGUUGUAUAUUGCUAUUGAGCAACCGGAGUCGGUGGAAGGAAGAAAAGCAUUGGGGCAAGCAAAGGCUUUGAUGAUCCUCCACACUCAAGAUGCCGAUGUAAAGUUGUUCAUUGGGAAGUCCGCGGCUGCCAAAGCUUGGAAGAAGCUUGAGGAGAACUUUGAGAAGACAAGCAACGCGAGGGUUGUCCAACUUAGGAAGAAGUUGACAAGCUUGACGUUGACCCGAGAGAAGAGCAUUGCGGAGUACGUGGGAGAGUUCCGCGAGAUUAAGAAGAAGCAAAAGUUGAAGUUGGAAGAGGAGCUCGGAGCUCCGGAGGAGAAGGAGGAGGAGAGUAUGGGGAAGGCGUUUGUUGCCAACCGGGAACGGUAUGAGACCGUUAACAAGGGGUCAAAUGAGCGGGGUGAUUUUACCGGAGGGGUGAGGCGUGAAGGUGGUCCCGACGCGAGGACGUGCUAUGCUUGCGGAGAGAAGGGCCACGUCCGGGCCCAUUGCCGGAAGCGGAACGCGAAGUGCUUCAAUUGUGGGGAGAGGGGCCACAUAAGCUCGGUGUGCAGGAAGCCCUGGGGUGGUGCAAAGAGCGGCGGUGAGGACCGCCCGGACGGGAAGGAGUUUGCCGGUGUGGCGUUUACAACGUGGCGCAAAGAGGCGCGGGUGCCGGCGAAUGUGUAG
Molecule: messenger RNA, 765 nt
Organism: Klebsormidium nitens
Lineage: Eukaryota; Viridiplantae; Streptophyta; Klebsormidiophyceae; Klebsormidiales; Klebsormidiaceae
Source: the annotation of a GenBank genome assembly